Eremomyces bilateralis CBS 781.70 is the source of this 14607-nucleotide messenger RNA. RefSeq lists its product as uncharacterized. NCBI's taxonomy places the organism in Eukaryota, Fungi, Ascomycota, Dothideomycetes, Eremomycetales, Eremomycetaceae. Gene Ontology annotation, biological process: amino acid activation for nonribosomal peptide biosynthetic process; secondary metabolite biosynthetic process. Gene Ontology annotation, molecular function: catalytic activity; phosphopantetheine binding. The coding region runs from base 1 to 14607 and encodes 4868 amino acids. The transcript is spliced from 3 exons. The record is from RefSeq and is a predicted model, not a curated record. Gene Ontology annotation, cellular component: cytoplasm.
AUGGAUGCUUCACGAGAUCUCCGCUUAUCUCAACUGAAUCCUGUUCCUGAGCGCCAAGACGGCCCUGAACUGCUGCAUGACUUGAUCAGAAAUACAGCCAGCACUCAAACGGCCCUUGACUUCAUUGAUAGCGAAGCCGGUCGGCGAGUUCUGUCGUACCAAGACCUUCAAUACGCAUCGGACAUCCUCGCUGCUCGAAUAGUGAGGGUUUGCAAGGAUACUCGUUCGGAAAUCCAGCAGAUCAUCCCGGUCUUGAUCCCACAGUCCCCUGAAUUAUAUAUCUCCCUUCUGGCCAUACUUAAAGCAGGCUGCGCAUUCUGUCCGCUUCAGCUUGACGCUCCCGAGGAGCGGCUUCGGUUUGUUAUCUCUGAUACUUCCGCCCCUGCCGUCGUAACAACCGAGUCUCAGCGGAAACGACUUGACGGUAUUCAAGGAGCAAGGAUCAUUUCAUUCUCAUACUCCGACCUCUCUUCCCAAGCCAGAGUCGAUUUCAAUCCCGUCAUCCAUGGUUCCGAUUUGGCGUACAUCAUGUACACGUCCGGCUCUACCGGUACGCCAAAAGGAGUUGCCGUAUCUCAUUUUGCCGUUACUCAGAGUCUACUUUCCCAUGAUAGAGAGUUACCCCACUUUUCACGAUUCUUGCAGUUCGCUUCGCCCACCUUCGACGUUUGUAUUUUCGAGAUCUUUUUCACGUGGUUUCGAGGAGCGACUCUUGUGUCGUGCAGUCGCGAGAUACUAAUAGAUGAUCUUCCCACAAUGAUGCGCCAGCUGGACGUCGAUGCUGCAGAACUCACGCCAACAGUGGCAGGAAAUCUGCUGAAACAACGCUCAACCGUCCCAAGCCUUCGCCUCCUGUUGACAAUUGGAGAGAAACUAACUGGCCGAGUUGUCGUCGAAUUUGGCGGUACGGAAACGGAACCCAGUAUUCUUUGGGCAUUGUACGGUCCGACAGAGUGUGCAAUUCAUUGCGCAAUUCAACCGGCUUUCAAUUCCAGGUUGAAGGCUGGACUCCUCGGUCGCACAUUCUCGUGCGGCUCGGCUUAUGUGGUUAGCCCCCGUGAAGACGGGUCUCACUGCCAAGUCGAAAUCCUUCCAGUGGGUUACGUUGGUGAACUGGCUAUAGGGGGAUACCAACUAGCCCGAGAAUACCUGAACCGUGAAGAGCAAACCGCGAAAGCCUUCGUCGACACCGAAAACAUUGGUCGCCUGUACCGAACCGGCGACCAGGUGCGAAUGCUGCCCUCUGGAGCUCUCGAGUAUAUCGGGAGACUUGAUACGAGUCAAGUGAAAUUACGAGGCCAGCGAGUAGAACUCGGGGAAGUAGAACACGCUAUAAGCAAGUUUGCUGGAUGCGAUACAGCUGUUGCGAGUAUCGUCUCGGGGUCACUGGUUGUCUUCUGCCGCUUCACGAACCAAGUAUCGGUGCCCUCUCCUGAGGCCAUUGUACAAUAUUCGAAGACUUGGCUUCCCUCUUUCAUGGUGCCUGGGUCGGUAGAGAUCAUAGAUGAGAUUCCAUAUCUUCCAUCGGGAAAGAUCAAUCGGAAGCUGCUCGAAUCCCAAUUUCUGCAAAAACGAGCCUCGGUUUUGAACGGAGAGGUAGAAAAAUCCUAUGAAAUCACUACGGCUUCUGGGAUAAGCAAGGUCUUAGAAAGGAUUUUGCAAGUUCGGUUGGCUCCAGACACGCCACUUGCAAGUUCGGGGCUCGACUCGUUGAGGGCAAUCUCAGCAGCAUCAGCACUGAGGGAUGAAGGUUUCAAUCUUAGUGCGACUGCUCUCCUAUCCUGCUCCACCGUGGAAGACUUAAUUGAGCACAUCCAGGGUCGGACGGUCGCCAAUGAAACCGAGCCGAAGAGAGAGAUUCCAUCUCUUGGGCUUGACCAAGUCCAUCCUGACGCUGCAGGACGAAUGGCAAAAGAUGAGAUACUCAAGAUCAUACCCUGCACUCCUCUUCAGCUCUCCAUGCUUGCUGAGAUGGAGAAGAGUGGUCGAGCCUACCGGAACUGGGUACAAAUCGAAAUUCCGGGGACCUUUUCUGCCCAUACUGUUACCAAUGCAUUCGAGCAUCUUGUGGCCUCCAACGAAAUACUACGGACCGGAUUUGCUCUAGGCACUACCGAAUCUAUGCCAUACCUUCAAGUUAUCCGGAAGAGUUUGCCUGGGGAUACUUGUGUCGAGGUUGAUACAUUCGAGAACUUCGACAAAAACACAGAGGCAUCUCGCGAGAUGAACAUCGCUUCGCCGCUUCAUAUACUCAUAGAAAGAAACAGCAACCCCACCAAAGUGCUCAUCCAUAUGUCUCACUUGAUCUAUGAUGGGUGGUCCAUGGAUCUGAUGCUCGACGACCUCUAUGGAUACAUUCAUCGCAAAUCCAUCCUCCAGCGCCCUCAGUUUUCCUCGGUGGUCGAUUUCACGAUGCGACCCGUUGAGAAAACGACCCGCAUGAAAUCAGAGCGGUUUUGGGUUCAGCAAUUGAAGGACUACCCAUUCAUUCCGUUACCUCUCCUCAACGCUGUGAGCGUUCAACAUAAACUCAAAACAAUCGCAACAGUCAUGGAAGGUUCUCUUCACGGAGUACGAGAAGCUGCUGCGAACCUCAACGUCUCUCCGCAGGUCCUUUUCCAGGCGGCCCUGGCACAUCUUAUCGGACUCUACAAGGGCGUGGACGACGUAUGUUUGGCGUCGGUCACGUCAGGGCGAAUGAUUCCCGUCCCAGGAAUCGAAAACAUCCUUGGCCCUUGUAUCGCGACUCUUCCCCUACGGUUGUUGACGAACGAUUCAACGCCUGCCGCCACUCUCAUGAGGAAAAUCCAUCAGCUCAAUACAGAUAUACUGGCCCAUUCAUACCUUUCUUUGUCAGAAAUCCGUAGGCUUGCCGGAUUCAACCCCGGCGAAAUGAUCACCGAUGUCCUGUUUGUAUGGCAAGAGAGCCUUUCCUCCACAAAGGUGACACCCUCGAGCAUUCGAAUAGUCGACAGCUUUGACUACACUGAAUUCGCACUCAAUUUUGAAGUUGAGCCACAAGACUCCAACAUUCUCUUGAAAGCGACAUUCGACGAAGCGAUAAUCGAUGCUGCUCAUAUCCAUGUGCUUAUGCGGCAGAUCGAAACCUUUGUAUCCUGCGCCUGUGAGAAUCCGCAAUUACGCUUUGCGGAUUAUCAUCCACGGUUAUCCAGCGAUCUCCUUUCCUUGAUUCCUAUCCGAGAACAGACCCCCCCGAGCGAAGCGUUGACAGAUCGAAUCAGUCGAUGGGCAAGGGAUUAUCCAGAUCGAACAGCCCUUUGGUUUACAUCGGCUUUCGAAGACAAUAUUUCUACCAUCCAAAUCACUUACGCGGAUCUGGAAGACCGUGCCAAUCGACUGGCUCAUGCCAUAUGUGCUCUUCGAGAAUCAUCAGACGUAUUGGCGUGCAUCUACAUGGACAAGUCAGUCGAGUUCUAUGUUGCAGUCUUGGCUAUUGUCAGAGCCGGUCUAGGCUAUUUACCGAUCACUCCCGAUACUCCUCAAGAAAGAAUCGAAACCAUUCUUCAUGAUUCACAGGUCAGAAUUCAUAUCGUCUCGGAUGCAACUUCAGAGUUGCUAGAGUUGUCCGGCGACAAAGUACUAUUGAACGUAGAGAGUCUAGAUGUGCGAGAUUUCUCCUCUCAGUCACUCCAACAUGUCCCGCUCUCAUCUCCAGCAUAUGCGGUAUACACUUCAGGCUCGACUGGGCUGCCAAAAGGCGUCCUUGUUUCGCAAGGAAAUCUGCUCGGCAACCUUGAGAUUUUGUCUAGCAUAUAUGCUGUUUCUGCCGGAUCUCGACUUUUGCAAGCAUGCUCGAUUGCAUUCGAUGUCUCCGUGUUUGAAAUUUUUUUCUGCUGGUAUUCAGGCAUGACCUUAUGCAGUUCACCAAAAGACGCUCUCUUUCGCGACUUAGAGCAUGCAAUUCGAACUUUUCAGAUUACACACCUCAGUAUGACUCCGACUGUUGCAGCAUUGGUGGAUCCUGCAAAUGUGCCCAGUGUACAGUUCCUUGUGACAGCAGGGGAAGCCUUGACUGAAGUGGUGAAAAGUCGAUGGACCGGAAAAGGCCUCUUCCAGGGAUAUGGCCCUUGUGAGACCACCAAUAUCUGCACCGUUAAAGAGGACGUCAAAGAUUCGGACGUUAUCAACAAUAUCGGUCCUCCUUUCAAGAACACGUCUGUCUUCGUUUCAGGCGUGAGGGGUUUUGAGAUCCUUCCUCGUGGCUCCAUCGGUGAGUUAUGUUUCGGCGGCAGCCAGGUGUGCAUGGGUUAUCUAAACAACCCGAACUUGACGUCUGAGAAAUUCUUGGUUCAUCCUACAUUUGGUCGGCUAUAUCGCAGCGGAGAUCUGGGCCGCCUGUUGCCAGACGGUCAGCUCCUCUUCGCUGGGCGGAGCGAUGAUCAAGUCAAGAUUCGAGGCCAGCGUGUGGAAUUGGGUGAGAUCAAUCACAUUCUGUGCAGUACGGAUAUUGUACAAGAUUGCUGCAGCCUUGUCAUCGGCUCAUCAGCAAGAGGCAAUAUCUUGGUAACAUUCUGGGUCCCGGUCAUUGCCCAGAGCGAACCGUCGGUUGUCUCUAAUCUAACAAAAUUCGGAGACGAUUUGUGCCAGUUAUUCGACGUGUGUGCUAGACGCCUCGCCGCCUAUAUGAUUCCUACUCAUUUGAUACCCAUCGGAAGGAUCCCCCAGACACGACAAGGCAAAGCGGAUAGGCGAGCACUGAAAGCCGAAUUCGAGGCCCUGGAUGCUGUAUAUCUCAAUGGCGUCUCAGUCGGAAGUUCAUCAGAUGGAGACAUGACGGAUUGGACGGAAGAGGAGCACACAAUUGCCAGCGUCCUUGGAGAGGUUCUCCAAGUACCGCGACGCGAAAUCCAGAAGACCUCUUCUUUUUUUGGCUUAGGUCUCGACUCGAUAUCAGCAAUUACUGUUUCCCGGAGACUAGAAUUGCUCAACAUUCAAGCCACGGUCUCUCAACUUCUCAGAUUCCCAACUAUUGCUUCCCUUAGCCGGGGCAGGUCAUCUGAUGAACCAAGCCGUACAAAGGUUGACCUUUCGAAUAUCUGGACAAAAUCAGACCUGUCAGACCUCCGCGCUCUGUUCAGAAACAAUAACCUCUCUGCUGCUCGCAUAUUGCCUUGCACUGCAUUGCAAGAGGCAAUGAUGUCUACAUCGUCUACAUCCCCCGACGCGUAUUGUAACGUCAUGCGAUUUAGCAUUCAUGAGGAUUCGUCGAAGGUCAUACACGCCUGGGACACUGUCUUGAGACGACACGAUAUCUUCCGAACUGCCUUCGCAAGUACCCAAAACAGAGAUUAUCCGUUUGCACAGAUACUCCUCGAUGGUUACUUGCCAAGGACUCAUCAUGUCCACGUCGCCAGUGAGGAAGAUCUGGAUGAAGUUAUUGGUCACCAGAAAACGACUGUGCAAGACAAAGUGGCAACGAUACAGCCGCCAUACGUCUCAUCCGUAGCGGAGUUUGUAGAUGGUGCUAUCCAGAUAAUAUUUUGCUGCCAUCAUGCGCUCUACGACGGGGAAGCGAUGUCUUUGCUGGUCAAAGAGGUACAGCAACUCUGUAAAGGCGAACAUCUCUCAGCUCUUCCUAUCAUUGACCCGUUUCUUAACGAGGUUAUUUUGUCUAGAACAGCAGAAGCCGAUUCUUUUUGGGCACAAUUGCUCCAGAAUGCGAGGAGCACGAUAUUUCCGCCACUAUCUAUCAAUCCGACAAAACGCGAACGGCCCAAACACUUGUUCGAAACGUAUGGUUCGACCCUCGCCGUGUCUUUGACUCGAAUUGAUUCAGCGAUUCGCACCUUGAAUACGCCCCUGCUUUGCAUAUUGCAAGCAGCUUGGGCCAAGGUACUGGCCCAGUGCGUUGGUCAGUCAACGAUUUGCUUCGGUAAUGUGGUCAGUGGCAGAUCUGUGCCAGUACCGGGUGUAGAACGAUUAGUUGCACCUUGCUUCAAUACGGUUCCCAUCCAUAUCCAAAUCAAAGAAAGCCAAUCGAAUCUUGAACUGGUCGAGUCGCUUUGCAGAUUCACGGCAGAUGCAAUGCCAUACCAGUUAUAUCCUCUGAGACGUGUUCUGUCAAACGUCCAAUCCAUCAACAAACCCCUGUUCGAUUCACUUUUUCUACUACAGCCUGGGCCGUACCGGCUGGACGAGCAUAUCUGGACGCUAGAAGAAGAUUCUGGGUGGAUGGAUUUUCCACUAGUUGCCGAAAUCACACCGGAUCGACAUCAAAAUGUGCUGGGCUUCAAACUGCAUUUCUCUACAUCCAAACUCGAAUAUAAUGACGCGGUCUCCGUCGCUACGCUAUUCUCAUCUGCACUAGAAACACUUCUAGAUUCGCCGAACGGGAGUGCAAUAGACCAUGGGCCGUCAUUUCUAGAUGAGCGCUUGUUAGCUGGAGACCGGACCAUGGUCAAUCAAGGGGUGGUCAAUUCAGGAUGUCUUCCCAAUACGGUCGAUACAAAGGAGCGCGAGGUGUCUUCCAAGAGCAUCUCCCAGCUGGAGCUCAAGAUUCUCGAACAUAUGGCGCGGUUUACCGGGAAAGAUGUAUCACAAAUCAGUGGCUCAACAACCAUAUUCCAACUGGGAGUGGACAGUAUCAGUGCAGUCCAGCUUGCCUCUUUGCUAAGAAGAGAAGGACUUCACGUCAGUUCUUUGAAGAUUCUCGAGCUUCAAACCGCUUCCGCGAUCGCAAAGUUCCUUGAGCUGAAGAACGAGCCAACCCAAUCUCCUCAAUUCGAUUUCGCCGCCUUUGACCGCCAGCACCGGGCUCGUAUUUGCGAAGAGCUAAACAUCUCUUCCUCUGAAGUCGAGAAGCUCCGGCCGUGCACACCACUUCAGAGUGGCAUUAUUGCUCAGUUUCUGCAGAGCAAUGGAGACCGAUACCUUAACCAGUACAGCAUUCGGCUUCGCAACAACAUCAGCGAAAACGAUCUUCAAGGUGCGUGGGAGCAAGUGCAAAGUAGCCAUGAGAUGCUCCGCACAGGAUUCUUUCACCUAGGGGGAACUGACUUUCCAUUCGCGAUGAUAACAUAUACGGAUGGCGCUGGUACAUCGCCAUGGUCUCAAGAACCACUCACCCAUAGUGAACAAGAUAAGCUGCAAUGCGUUUCGCAGGAUGGUUCAUACUUUGCACAAAACCUACACAUCCCUGGCUGGCGGCUUCUACUUGAACGCGGCCCAGGUUCGACAACUCUACACAUCGCUAUCUUACAUGCGCUGUAUGACGCUAACAGUAUCGCGAUGAUUCUCGAGGACGUCUCACUGCAUGUUGAUGGAAAACCCGUUUCCAUGCGUUCCUCAAUUGAGAAGACGCUGGGUGCGAUUCUACAGCAGCCAGAUGUCACUGAAGCCAAAUCAUUCUGGACAAAACAAGAUCUGCGCGUCACCAAGUUUCCUAAUCUCUGCCCCUACCAAACCUCCGGAUCGCUGCGGGUCAUGGAAAUCAACUGUAGUACUACUUUGACUGGUUUGGCCGAAGCAUGCAAAGCUUCAGAUGUUACCAUGCAAGCUAUGGGACAAGUUGCAUGGGCACGAGUGCUCGGUGCGUAUACUGGAGAAGAUCGAGUUACCUUCGGGGUAGUGUUGUCAGGAAGAAACACGGAAGAGUCCCGAACUGCGCCAUUCCCAACUUUCACCACCGUUCCAAUCAGUGUUGCUAUCGACACAGAAGCGAUUCAAAGUCUUCUGGAAGCAGUUGCCUUCAAUUCGCAAGUGCUCAAGUAUCAGCAUGUGGCAUUGAGCGACAUAAAAAGCUGGGCCGGUCUCGAUGAUCGACAGCUCUUUGACAGUCUCUUCGUUUUCCAACAAUCAACUGGUCCUGAAACACGCCUCGAUUUCGGAGAAAUAGUACAUGAGGCGGCUACGUCGGAGUUUGUGGUUUCGGUGGAGCUACUUCCAAAGGACGAUGAUGUCCUGGUUCUCCGCUUAACUUUUCAAAGCAACAUGCUACCUGAGCCGCAGGCACAAACCCUUCUAGAACAGAUGGAUCAUCUCUUGGCUAGUUUUUCCAAACCAGGAUAUGAGGACCAAGCACUCUCCCCACUUCUCUACUCCAUCACUCCCGCAAGGGAUUCGAAAAUAGAUUCAGACGAGACAUUAUUGCACCAUUUCGUUGAAAAUCAGCUAGAACCUCGCCCACAAGUUGUUGCCCUGCAAUUUGCAUCUGACAUUACCAACGGCAAAGUUCGGAGUCAUUGCUGGAGCUACAAGGAGCUGGACAACGCGGCAAACCGUGUUGCUAAUAUUGUUCUCGAUUCGAACGUACAGCAAGGAAGCCUAGUCGCAAUAUGCUUCAAUAAAUGCCCAGAAGCAUCAUUCGCUAUUGUUGGCAUUCUCAAGUCAGGUUGCGCCUAUGUCGCAUUGGAUCCAAGUGCUCCCCUGGCCAGAAAGAGCUUUAUUCUCCAAGACAGCCAGGCUUCUCUGAUUUUGACGACCAAAGAUCUCCGAGACGAAUUAUCCCCACUACCAGGCGUACGGAUCAUAGCUCUAGAAGACGGAGAGUGCGAAGAUUUUGAGGCUUCAUCACCACGUCUUUCAAGACCUAUUGAGCCCUCGGAUGUUGCAUACUGCCUCUAUACUUCAGGUACUACCGGCACGCCCAAAGGGUGCGAGAUCACUCACGAUAAUGCCGUCCAAGCGAUCAAAUCUUUCCAACGGAUCUUCUCCGGUCACUGGAAUGACGAUUCUCGGUGGCUCCAGUUUGCCUCGUUUCAUUUUGAUGUCUCUGUUUUAGAGCUGUUCUGGAGUUGGUCCGUAGGGAUUCGUGUUGUCUCAGCACCAAAAGACGUCAUUUUCGAGGACCUUGCCGGUGCUAUUCGCAGUCUUCGCAUCACUCAUAUAGAUCUCACUCCUAGUCUUGCAAGACUUAUCCGGCCAGAGGAAGUUCCAAGUCUAUGCGAUGGUGUGUUUAUUACUGGAGGUGAGCAGCUUAGACAAGAUGUAUUGGAUGCUUGGGGUUCAGCGCAGGUCAUAUACAAUGGUUAUGGACCAACGGAAGCCACCAUUGGCGUCACCAUGCUACCGCGUGUUCCAUCAAACGGGAAACCAAGCAAUAUCGGCCCUCAAUUCGACAACGUUGGCACCUUUGUGUUCAAGAAAGGAACCGAUACCCCAGUACUCCGAGGCGGUGUUGGAGAGUUGUGUGUACACGGGGUCCUAGUCGGUAAAGGAUAUUUGAACCGACCUGAACUCACAGACCAGAAGUUUCCAUAUCUACGGAAAUACGGCGUACGUGUCUAUCGCACAGGAGACUUGGUGCGGAUACUCCAUGAUGGAUCUUUUGAUUUCCUAGGUCGGCAAGAUGAUCAAGUCAAACUCCGAGGGCAAAGGCUCGAGAUCUCAGAGAUCAACUCUGUCAUUGUCCAUGACGUGCCAGAAAUUCGUGAUGUGGCAACUCUGGUCCUAAAGCACCCUCAGAUGCAGCGGGAGCAACUUGUGUCUUUCAUCGUAAGACAUCUAACAACCGUGGAAGAGGAAAGGACCUACCGUGGCAGUGGAACUUCUUUUCAGUCGGUUGGCGACAAGGCACGAUCCUCUUGCCAAAAGUUCCUGUCUCCGUAUAUGGUCCCAACUUAUUUCGUGCAUUUGGAUGCGCUUCCACUCUCGGUGAACAAUAAACUCGACGAGAAUCGGUUAAAGGAACACUUCUAUGCCCUUUCAUCGCACGAAUUACAGGGACUCGGUCGAUCCACAUCCGAGGACAACAGAAUGACAGUUCAGGAGUCGCAGCUCGCAAAUAUCCUGCGCGAGAUGCUAAGGAACAGAAUCGACACCAUUUCACCGUCUUCGAAUAUCUUCGAGCUAGGUCUUGACUCAAUUUCAGUCAUUGAACUGGCAAAAAGAAUAAGACAAGCCAAUCUCGGCCGUCCUUCGAUCCAAGCUUUAAUGCAACUACAAACGGUCCGGGACAUAUCGUCAACGAUGGUGAAAGAUCAGUCCUCCAAGGCUUCAAGCCGGGCAACAGCCAUUUCAGCCAAGCAACUGAUGUCCAUUUGCAAGCACAAGCAUCUCCGCCUGGUGGCAUCGGCGUUGAGUUGUGAAUCUUCUCUCGUCGAGAGCAUUGCCCCUUGCACUCCCCUGCAAGAAGGCAUGAUCGCUACAACCAUGAACAGUUCAGAGCCUUUCUACUUUGCUCAGUUUCGGUUCGAGCUCCAUGAGGGCACCGACAUACCACGAUUGAGGGCUGCAUGGCAAAAUGCUCAGCAUAAUCUUCAAAUGUUGCGGACCUCCUUUGUGCAAAGCUCUUCAGGCUAUGUCCAGGCCGUGAUGAAAUACCGUGAAUUCCCUUGGAAAGGAACAUUUAUACCGGAGGCCACAUUGCACCAGGGAAUGCGGGAGAUGUUCCAAGACUGGUAUCGUGACACCCUCUGGACCCUGCUUCAUCCAUUUGAACUUGUCCUCGUCAAAUCAGAAGCACGCGUUCUGCUUUCGCUCCAUAUGUUUCAUGGCUUGUACGACGGCAUCAGUAUGAGGCUUCUACUCCAGAGCAUUGCCCAAGCGUACCAGAGCGAGCCGAAUGUGCAGUACGGGCCGAACUUUCACGAGGUCCUCCCAUUCGGGCCCUUAGCCACCCUUUCUGGCGCCGAGCAAUUCUGGCUUUCUCACCUGGCAGGUAGAAAAAGUGGUACUCAUCCUCAAAUGCGUUAUGAUUGUCCUAGUCCCCUGAAAGUAUCUUCAACACUUGGUGGCAUGGGUUCCAUCGAACGACUACGAAAAUCACUGAAGGUUACUACCCAAGCAGUUGUCCAAGCAGCCUGGGCGGUGACCAUGAACAAGGAGCUCCAUCGACCCAGUCCUUUGGUCCUAGGACUUGUCAUAUCUGGGAGAUCAAUUGAUUUCAACGGAGCUGAUAAAGUGGUUGGGCCGUUGUUCAACACAAUCCCAUUCUGUCUAGAACUGAGGAGCAAUGAUACAUGGCGAGAUCUGAUCGCUCGUUGUCAGUCUUUCAAUAUUGCGGUCCUGCCAUUUCAACAUACGCCCCUUCGAAAUAUUCACAAGUGGAAUCAAGUUCCUUCCAACCAUUCUCUCUUCGACACUCUCCUGGUCUUUCAACAAGCCCUUGAGGGGGAUUCUUCCAAUGAGAACUUGUGGGAGCAAACAGGAGAAGGGGCUGCAGCACACUAUCCUCUAUCGCUCGACAUUGAACUUAUAAAAGAGUCAAUGAAGCUCGAAUUCGUUUCCCAGGGAUGGUACUGCGAUGGCGAGCAAUUGAGUAGGCUGCUAUCUGAGUUCCAACAGUCAAUGGAAGCAAUGCUUCUCAACGUUGAUGACAACAUUGGCUAUUUUACUGCAGAUGGAGAUCGGGGAAGCCCCAUUGCGAGCGAAACACCGUCCGAGACCUUUGCAAAUGGACACGUUACCAAGCCUGUCUCUGUGAAGGCUGAGCUACUGCGCGAUCUUGUGGGACAGCUUACGGGAAUAGAUCUGGAUGACAUUUCAUAUGACGGCUCUAUGGUUGGCCUAGGAUUGGACAGUAUCGAUGCUAUCCGAUUAUCCUCCCAGAUUCGACAAGCUGGGUAUUCCAUUCCUGUGGGCGAAAUCAUGCGGUCCAAAUCCAUUGCUGCAAUUGCCGAACAGCUCGUUCCUGAAACAGAAAGCGAGGCGGAAGGCAAGGGGGAUAAAUCGAUGGAUGUUCUUUUACCGCGUCUGAAUGAACUAGUGCGAGGGCAGCAUCCACAUAGGUCCAUUCAAGCAGUAUACCCGGCGACACCUCUGCAGGAAGGAAUGCUGGUGCAUAUGAUGAGUUCCGGCUUCAAGAGAUACUUCAACCAUGAGGUUUUGCAACUAUCGUCGCACACUAAACUCAAUACGCUCCAGAAAGCUUGGGACGACGUCAUUCGAACGACCGAAGCUCUACAAAUAUCGUUCAUGGAGCUCGAUGACCCAAGCAUCCCCUACUCUUUCGCACAGGUUGUUGUCCAGGAGAAAGCUAGCUUGCAAUGGUUCACCAAAAGGUUGGACGACGACCGAAAUUGGCUAUCGGCCGUGGAAGAUGCGAAGAGACAAGCGGAACGAAACGCAGAACAGGGGGAACUCAUCAGUCUUUGUACGAUUGAGACCCCUGACAGAACGUUGCUCACCCUGAGUCUCUCACACGCCUUGUACGAUGGCUGGUCAAUCGGAUUAUUGCAUUCUGAUGUCCAGGAGGCAUAUCAUGGUCGGCUCACACCGAGGCCCCCAAUUGGUCCCACGAUACAAACCAUAUUGAAGGGUGAUAGUGAGCAGAGUCAGAUAUUCUGGCGGGACUAUCUCUCUGAAUGUCAACCUACGCAUACAUCUCUAAGGACGACACAUCCCGAGAAAUCUGGCGUACUCCGCCGGGAAUCCGUGAGCGACCUGUCAGUCCAGACAAUCAAGGGCUUUUGCAAAUCGGCAGGAGUGACCAUGCAGACGCUGACGCACACGUGUAUGGCCAUGGUACUAGCAUCAAGAAGCGCAUCGCUAGAAACGGUCCAUGGACUGGUGCUGUCCGGGCGGGAUAAUUCCAGGUCAUCGGAGGUAAUGUUCCCAACCAUGGCCACUGUCCCCCUGCGGACAUUUAUCCAUGGAGACGUGCGGUCAAUGCUGGGGUACAUGCAUGAGAAUAUCGCGGAUGUGGUUCCUCAUCAGCAUUACCCUCUCCGAAAAAUCCAAACUUUGGUGGAAAGGAAUAGUCAGCCGCUCUUCGAUGCGCUCUUCAUAUACCAGGCGCAUCCUCAACACCAUGUCGACGAGCACGAGAAGCUGUACGAAACCAUUGAUGGCGAUGCCGAAGUAGAAUUCGGCGUAGCGGCGGAAGCCGAAAUCGCUGACCAGACUCUUGUAUGGCGCGUAGCAUGCUCGGAAAGCCGGUUCGACACCAAGGCAGUGCAACAGUUCCUCAGAGAACUCGAUAGUGUUCUCCGGUACAUGGUCAAUUUUCCGGACCGUGAAUGUCUGAGUGCCGACAGUGAGGGUAUCACAAUCUGCGGCCUCUCCAAAUUUGCUCUAGAUGCUGAAUUGGAGGACAGAGGAGCAGGCUCUGAUGGGCGGGAUCAAGCGCGGGUUGUGGAUGAGGCCACAUGGACUGAGUUGGAGCUUUCCAUUCGUCAAGUGUUGUCAAAUGUGGCUGGCAUACCCGAAGACGAUGUCACCAAAGACUCGACCUUACCGAGCAUCGGGCUAGACUCCAUCAGUGCCAUCAAGGUCUCAAAACUGCUGCGCAACAGAGGCAUUCUGCUGCCGGUGAGCACACUAUUGCGUGCAUCCACGGUUCGUACCAUGGCACAGGUUCCCUCUCAACCUCCAGAUCCCGAAGAAGCCGACAAGCAAUCAAACAAGGCAACUUGGAAGUCUCAUGCGGUUGGUUUUGAGCUGUUGGAGAGUGUUGACCCCGGCGACGUGGAGAUGGCCAUACCAGCAACCGCUGGGCAAGUCUACAUGCUAUCAGUGUGGCAAAACUCCAAUGGGCGGCUUUUUUGGCCCACAUUCGAGUACACAGCACCUGGGACCUGGAGCCGUGCACAGAUUGAGAUGGCAUGGAAUGCCCUGGUUCAAGAACAUCCCAUUCUCCGGACUACAUUUGUGGCCACCGAAACGGAGCUCCCGAUCAUGCAGGUCGUCCUCCGAGGCGAUUCGAAAACCCUCAAGGAGCGUAAAAUAGUGAAUCUGACGAUUGAGGAAAAGGUUGGCACUUGGGUGCUGCGACUCAACAUCCAUCAUGCGUUGUAUGAUGCCAUAAGUCUCCCACGGCUGAUCCAACGACUGGAUGCACUGUGCCUCGAUUCUAACCUCUCGAGUAGCGAUUGGGACAAUUCUUUUGGGGAAUACGUCAACGCUGUCUGCGAUGUCGACUCCCACGAGCAAGCUCGUUCGUUUUGGUCGUCUUACCUUCAUAAAGCUCCGAAUCCGCUGAUCAAGCCAUCUUCAUCUUCAUCCCAUCGUCGAGUGGAACUUUUCAAGGCAGACGUGGUGAACCAAACCGCUCUGCUUGAGAAGAAGGCACGAGCAAGCCACGUUUCGGUCCACCACAUUUUCCUUGCCGCAUAUGCCCAAGCCUAUGCCCGUCUCGUUGCUAGCCACGCCGCUCAUUCCAAAGAAGUCGUCUUUGGGGUCUAUCUAGCCAAUCGGUCUCAUGACAUCCCUGGACUCGUGGAAAGCUGUGGCCCAACCCUCAACCUUGUGCCCCUACGCGUCUCACUCAAUGCCAAUAAGGGACUGGUGGAGAUGGCGAGGAAGAUUCAAGAUGACUUGCUUGAGAUGAACCGGAUCGAUCGAGCUGGAGCGGGAUUGUGGCAAAUCGAGCGGUGGACGGGAAUCCAGGUGGAUUCGUUCGUCAACUUUUUGAAGCUGCUCGAUAUCGCUGAAGUCGUGGGUGCAGGGGCCAUUCGUGCUGCGGAUGGAGAGCGGGAUGGGUACGCCAGGGUGGUAGAAGGGAAGAGCGCCGAUGAUGGUGAAGGAUUAACGAAGCUACUGGAGAAAAAUCGUGUGAGAGGCGCGUAUCUGCCAUCUGUCGAUGUGGAGGCACGGAUUGUCGAUGGUGGAUUGCAGGUGGGAGUGUUUUGCCCGGAAGGACUCUUGACGUUGAGCGAGGCGGGAAAGCUGGUGGAUGACUUGAGGUCAUCGCUGUUGGGCAGUGAGUGA